AUGAAUAAAAUAAUCUUUUUGAUCUCUGUUCUAUUUAUUUUAAACAGCCACUAAACAACAAUAUAAAUAGCAUCAUAUUUUACAGAAGCUACAUUUUCAACAACUCAAGGUAUGUUUAUAAAUGUAUAAAAUAGGAUGGGGAAUAAUUGGAUCACCUGCAAUUUUUGAUACAUAAAUGAGUAAAUCAGUUUUGGGUGGAAAUAAUGGGUUUGGAGUAGGAGUGGCAAUUUAUAAAUUAGUAGAAAUUCCAUAAGCACAUCAUACACUUAGAAUGAAGCUAAGAACUUGGGCGUAAAAAUAAGAAUUUAAAAGAAUAUAGGAUAAAUAAAUGGGAGAGCGAAUACAUAAUAAUAAAGGCUGAUGGUGUAGUAGUAAAUAAAUAGUUGGUUAAUUCAGGUUUGGCUAGCAAUUUUGCUUAAUAUCUAUUUUAAGAGAUCUUUUUUUUUCACUCUUCUCCAUCUGUAUUAAUAGAAAUAACAUCUAGUUUGGAUGAAUCAAAUAAUAAUGUAAGUAACAAGUUUUAAUUUUAAGGAAUCAUGGGGAGUAAGAGAUAUUGAAAUUAUAGCCGUAACUUGUCCUACUGGAUGUGAUUUAUGUAAUUAUUCAGAUACUACAGAUACAUGUCCUAAAUAUUAAAAAUAAUUGGUUAAUUUUGGAACUAGUACAUUUACAACAAAUUAAGGAUGGUUAAUUUCUGGUUCUGAAGUAAAAUAAAUGUUUUGUGACAGUAUUUAAUCUAAUUAAUAAUUAAGAAAUUUUGAUGUUUGGUUAUUAUCCAACAGGAGUAUCAAUAUCUAAGAAAUUUUAUUUACCAUUAUCAUUUUAUAAGAUGAAAGUCAAAUUUUAAUUUUGGAAAAUUGAUUCAGUGAGUAGUUCUAUUUCCCAUGCUUUAUAUGCAAAUGGAGACAAUGUAUGGAAUUUUGAUAAAACAAAAACAAAGUAGAUUAAAAUAUGUUCACUUGUAGCAAAUGAAGAAUAUGUAAAUGUAGAAAUUGAAUUUAAUACUAAUUCUCAAUUAAUUACAUUUUAAUUUUUUUCAGAUGCUGCAGUGGGUGAAUUUUAUGGAAUAAGAGAUUUUUAUAUUUAUGUUUUGCUUUGUGAUGAUUAGACAUCUUUAUGUUAAAAUACACCAAUUGAAGUUGUACCAAAUAAAGAUUUAAUUGAUUUUUAAGAAGUAGUAGCAGCACUAGUAACAUCUUUUUAUAACAGUCUACCUUCUUAAUGGUCCUCAUAUUAAUCAUUUUCUGCAACACCAAGAAUAUCUACUCCAGCUUGUACAGAUGCAACAGCACCAAUUUCAUAUAUGGCUUUAUAUGAUACCUUAUAUAAAGAUUUCACUUUAACUUAACAUAAGACUCUGAAAAUGAUUUUUUAUUUGUACUCCUAAUCAAAAUUGAAUGAUGUCCGUUUAAACGUAGACAAUAAUUUAGUGGAUUCAAUUUAAAUUGGAUAUGGAACAAAUGAUGUUAAUUGUGCUGGAUCUGCUUAAGGUGAUAAAUAUGAAGAAUAUACUCUUUAUGCUGUUGAAGUGGAACACACUUCCUUAAUGACUCGUAUUAUAUUUGAAGGAAUUACUUAUUCAGGUGGACAUUUAUUAUAGGGCUUCAAUAAAUUUGAAAUAUAUACUGGUAAUUGUGAUUGUGAUAUCUGCACUGAUUCAGGGGCUUGUGCAACUGUUUAUUCUUUAGUGGAUAUUGAUUUUGCUUAAGAUACACUUACAGAUAAUGAGAAAUGGCAACUUAUCACUUAUAGUAUAUAAGCUACAUUUUGUAAUAAUAUUGAAGUUCUAGGUGGUUAUAAUAUUAUUAGUAAAGAUUAAUAGGUUAGAGCUUUAUAUGGAUCAUUACCAUCGCAUAAUUCUAUGAGAAUUUAAAUGAAUAUUUAUUUUAUAAAUGAUUGGGCUAGUACUGAAUCUCUCGUCAUUAAUCUUGAUAAUGUAGAAAUUUGGAGAUAAAGUGUUCUUAAAGCUAAUUAUGCAUCAUAACUUUGCUCUGUUGGUGGUGCUUCCUAUUAAGUAGUGGAAGUAGAUUUAUUUGUCACUCAUUCCUCAAGUGAGUUUACUUUAAUAUUCAAUAUUGAAUCAGGAGAUGGAAAUGGUAAUUAUUCAUUAUUUAUUUAAUAGAAUUUUGGGGAGUUAGAGAUUUUCAUAUCUCUACUGCAAAUUAAAUCAUUAGUUGA
Molecule: messenger RNA, 2178 nt
Organism: Paramecium sonneborni
Lineage: Eukaryota; Ciliophora; Oligohymenophorea; Peniculida; Parameciidae
Source: the annotation of a GenBank genome assembly